Messenger RNA from Brachypodium distachyon (stiff brome), 1397 nucleotides. RefSeq names its product probable N-acetyltransferase HLS1-like. The transcript is spliced from 3 exons. NCBI's taxonomy places the organism in Eukaryota, Viridiplantae, Streptophyta, Magnoliopsida, Poales, Poaceae. The coding region runs from base 104 to 1282 and encodes 392 amino acids. The record is from RefSeq and is a predicted model, not a curated record. Gene Ontology annotation, molecular function: acyltransferase activity, transferring groups other than amino-acyl groups.
GUGGAGCGGCUUUCUCCUUCUUCUUCUUCCCUGCCUCCCUCUUCAGUUCCUCGUGUUGAGCAGUGACAGAUAGAGAGAGCACGAAAUAGAUUGUGGAGAGUGCAUGGGAGACGAAGGGAUGGCGGCGGCUGUGGUUAUCCGGGAGUACGACCCGGCGACGGACCGGGCCGGCACGGAGGCCGUGGAUCGAGAGUGCGAGGUCGGGCCGGCCGGCGGGAUGUCGCUCCACGCCGACCUGCUCGGCGACCCCCUCGCUCGCGUUCGACACUCGCCGGCUUACCUCAUGCUGGUGGCUGAAGCAGCUGGUGGGCAGAUCGUGGGCCUCAUCCGCGGCACCGUGAAGUCGGUGGCCACCGCCGGCGCAACGACAAGCUCCCCCGCCUCGGCCAGCGUCGGCUACAUCCUCGGCCUCCGCGUCUCGCCUUCCCACAGGCGGAUGGGCGUCGCGCUGCGGCUGGUGCGGCGGCUGGAGCAGUGGUUCGAGCGGACUGGCGCCGCGUACGCGUAUAUGGCGACGGACAAGUCCAACGAGCCCUCGCUGCGGCUCUUCACGGGCCGCUGCGGCUACUCCAAGUUCCGCACGCCGUCGCUCCUCGUGCACCCCGUGCACGCCCACCGCCUCCGUGGCCCGCGCCGGGCAGCGGUCCACCGCCUCGCCCCGCGCGACGCCGAGCGCCUGUACCGCGCCCGGCUCGCGCGCGUCGAGUUCUUCCCCGCCGACAUCGGCGCCGUCCUCGGCAACCCGCUCUCCCUCGGCACCUUCGUCUCGAUCGUAGAUGAUUACGAGUGGCGCGGGGUCGAGGCGUUCCUGGCGUCGCCGCCGGCGUCGUGGGCCGUGGCGAGCCUGUGGGACUGCGGGGGCGCGUUCCGGCUCGAGGUGCGCGGGGCGUCGCGCGCCCGGCGCGCCGCUGCCGCGGCCAGCCGCGCCCUGGACGCGCGCGCCAAGUGGAUGCGCGUGCCGUCCGUGCCCGACUUCUUCCGGCCGUUCGUGGCGUGGUUCGUCUACGGGCUCGGGGGAGGCGGCGACGACGGCAGCACGCGGGCUGCGGAGGCGCUGUUCGUGGCGUUCGUGAACAUGGCGCGGGGGAGGGCCGCGGCCGUGGCCGUGGAGGUGGCCGCGUGCGACCCGCUCCGGCGGCGCAUCCCGCACUGGCGCAGCCUCUCGUGCGAGGAAGACCUCUGGUGCAUGAAGCGGCUGGGCAGCGGCGGCGAUGUGGAAGGCUGGGAUUGGGCCAGAUCAGCGCCUGGACAGUCCAUCUUCGUGGACCCAAGAGAGGUUUAGGUUGACUCCGGAGCGACCGUUCAGGACUUUUGUUUGGUUCUGGCCUUUGUUAGCCUUUUCCUUCAUGUAUUUUUUUUUCAGUUUUGUUAGAACGUUUUUUUCCUAAAGAUCCAAC